This is a messenger RNA of Tilletiaria anomala UBC 951, 1614 nucleotides long. RefSeq lists its product as uncharacterized. The coding region runs from base 440 to 1441 and encodes 333 amino acids. The record is from RefSeq and is a predicted model, not a curated record. NCBI's taxonomy places the organism in Eukaryota, Fungi, Basidiomycota, Exobasidiomycetes, Georgefischeriales, Tilletiariaceae. The transcript has a single exon.
AGAUGCCGAAGGCGACGGUGGUUUGCGCCGCUGCAGACGGCAAGAGUGGAACUUUGGCGGUCAGAUGGUUCACACUCUUCGUUUGUUCCGUCUCAAAAUCUUGUCUCCUGGCUCUGGAUACUCAUCAACAGCAUGCUCCCUGCUACCCAUCGAACUGCCAAUGUUUCAGAAAGGCUCUGGCUGAAAGGGCCUAAUCUUGAGGAAAUUGACAACGUGAUCUGUCGUCGCUCAUCAGUGCUGCACAUGAAAGGAGUCUCUUUAGAGCAACGCUGUGAGCGGUGUAAGGUAGCUGGACAGCUCCUUUCCAUCUAAGGCGACUCCGCUCAGAAUCGCUUAAAUGCAGCAUAAACCGGCUUGAGCAUAUUGGCAGAUGAAAGUGCCAGCCAUCCACCCCUCAUGAGAAACUCCUGUUCACGACUCUCCUCAGCGAUCAAAGAUCAUGCGACUGACCCGGGUCUUCAAGAAGCGCUCACCAAGCAAGGUGGACUCGCUCGCGGAGCGCCGAAUCCCAGCAGAGUGGCUGUAUGACCAAAGCGAGCAACCUGUGCUGUUCGCAGCAGCAGAAAGUCAUGCCGACAAGCACGAUGAUGCCGUGGCCGACAGGUGCGCGGAGCUGGACUUUGAAAGUCACUAUCUGCGCCGACGCAGGUCGUCAGUUUCUUCGGUCGAGACCGGGUCGUCGGUGCCGAGCAGAUCCAGCUGCACAGUCUCCUCUUCUUUCAUCUCCCCCUCGCCGCGAGGAAGCUGGUGUACCCCAUCGCCAUCUUCGCAGCGGGCAUGCGCGGAGCAACUGCUCGACGCCGAUUCACCCUUGCGGCGACACAUCCAAGGCGCCACGGCACGCGAGUGGUCUCCCGGUCUCAUGCGCCAGAAUGCUUGUGGGGACGAAGACGCUUUCGCACCCCAGGAGGCGGCAGAGUCGGAGGCAGAGCCUGACCCUCAGUGGUCGCUCCCAGCCCCACGACCGCCACCGAUGCUGCGUCAGCAUUCGGGCGCUCCAUCCUUUCUAUCGCUUCCACGUACGGUCUCAACCGGUUCGCUGGACGAGCUGUGGUCAACGUCUGAUACCUCUUCUAACGCAAACUUAUCACCGCUUCCUACACCCUUGCGCCCAGCAUUGGCGGGUGUUCAGCACGCCGCGCCACCUGCGCCGCUGGCCUUAUCGCCACAAUCUGCAGCCGAGCGUACAGCGAAUAAGCACUUUCACAGCUUACCCACGAGCCUUGUCUCUGCCAGCAGCAAGCGCCCGACAAGCUUGCUGCACGCCCGUUCGCUGGCACGUGCGGCGGAGAAGGAGCUGCGAAAGUCGUUCAAGGACAACUUCAUGCUCGACCUCGGCGGUAAAGCAGUUUCGCUCGCCAUGAUGCCUAGCCCGCGAGUGGAGCUGCAGAAUCCGCUCUGUGUUCAUCGCCAUUCCGCAAGCGGCGCUGGCUGGAUUUGAGCGGCCGUCGAUAUCACUUCCAACCCCGAGUUCGUCUUUUCCUUCGAGCUUCGCUUCGCCGCAUUGCUACAUCCGCUAUUGCAUCCCAUAUUCUCUUUGCGGGGCCUCCCCAAGGCCUCACUCUCUUUGCUGUAUCGUAGCACAACAUCGCAUCGCAUCGCAUCGCACCGCAC